This is a messenger RNA of Ochlerotatus camptorhynchus, 2890 nucleotides long. It is a transcript of the gene spz, whose product is annotated as Spaetzle domain-containing protein. Gene Ontology annotation, biological process: innate immune response; central nervous system formation. Gene Ontology annotation, cellular component: extracellular region. Gene Ontology annotation, molecular function: growth factor activity; Toll binding. The transcript has 5 exons. The record is from RefSeq and is a predicted model, not a curated record. NCBI's taxonomy places the organism in Eukaryota, Metazoa, Arthropoda, Insecta, Diptera, Culicidae. Bases 534 to 1637 code for a protein of 367 amino acids.
AUAGCUUCGAUCGGACGUGUUAAGUGACGAGUGGUGCUGUAUCGAGUGAGGCACGGAUCGUCAACAAGUGUCUCCAGCAAAUGGAUAAGUUGUUGUAAUUUGCUCCGUCCAUACGCUUUGUUUUCGUAUAUGAGUGCUUUCGUGAUCAACACGACUACUUACAAUUUACCGGGUUUCCGAACAGGAAAAACGAGUACCUAGUGUUAUUAGCAACCGUGUAUUCAAUGAGUGGGAUCAUUCAGUCAGUGGCAUACACUAAAUAGCAGAGCAAAUUGUGAAUACUACACAUCACUGUGACAUGCGCUUCUGUAUUGGUACAUAGCAAAGUGCGCAAAUUAAGCUUCGAAAUGUGCAACAUAUAUAUUUGGAGAAUCAGAAUCAAAAUGUGAAAUGAUAUCAUCUCGCAGGUGAACAGUUAUCGUAGAAAAAUAUAGCCUAGAAGAGCCAGCCGUAACUUGCGUACCAAAAAAGAUCGUGGAAAAGUGCGUUUAGUGACAGGUGAACAACGAAUAAAAAUAAAACAUAGAAAAGCAAUGGUUCAAGGAACGGUUUGCAGUAUUUGGCUGUCAUCUACGCUGAUGUUGAUUCUGCUGAUUUUGUGUACCAUCAGUGUGAUGGUAACGCCAACGGAAUCUUCCUCCGACUUCACACCACUAGUGAGACCCCGACCGGAAAAUCAUUCUUCCAACGGUAAUGAAUCAUCUAUUUCUGAUGCAGAUGUACAAAAGCGCAUUCAGGAAGUUUUUAACCGUAAGGGAUAUUCAAACCCAGAUCCUAGUCCAAAUGAUUCCCAAGAAGCACAGCCUGAAGUAGUAGCAGUGAGAAUUGCUAGUCAACCGACGAGACGGCGCAAGCGUCCAUUAUGGAAAAUCGAUGAAAAUUUCGAUCCAAGAAAAUCGUACGUUAUCAAACAUCCAAACGGAACAAUCACCUACGUACCACCGAAGGACUUAGAUAUAAGCGGCACAGUUGCCACUGGGACUACGACUACGCCGAGCAGCACCGUAACCAACGUGCUCAUCGAUAAGAUGAGUGAAGCAAGUACGAGCGAUAGUGUAAAUUCUCGAAGUUCCCGUUUCGUAUUCCCCAACGAUCUGGAACCGAGAAUUGACAAAACAGAAUGUACCCCGGAGUUCCCAGUCUGUAGCAACGUAUUCGACUAUCCGCACGAACUCAUAAACGACAUCGUAGGGCGACAGAAGGAUCGUUAUGCCGAAGUCUUUGGAAACGACGUUGUGGUGGAAAGUGGUGACAAACUUGUUCAACGGUUUGACAACGUGGACGAAGACGGAAAUGCUUUUGAGUACAUUUGUGAUAGCGAAGAAAGACUGAUUCACCCAAAAAGUGGAUUCACCACGGAUAACACAUCAGUCAUGAUUAUAAACACCAAGGACUAUAUGCAAGGUGUGCGAAUAGAAACUUGCCGAAGACGAGGAGAGCCAUGUGAGAAACUAAGCCCCCUUUUCGCGAGAACGGAAUGCAAGCAAGUUUAUCAUUACCGUACUCUGUUGGCAAUCGAUCCGAAGACCAAUCAACCGUACAAGGAAAAGUUUAAAUUGCCAUCGUGCUGCAAAUGUGUGAUAGUGCCGCUGGAUGGUUCUGCAUACAGGAAGAAAAGGGAAACGGAUGGAUUGUGACGCGAUGACAGGGAAAAACUACUCUGUUGAUAUCUAUUUGUUUCAACCUGUGCAACACAUUAGCUUAAGAACAUAAGGCAGCAAUUUUACUCAGGAUGUGAUUAGCCAUCUGCGCACUAAUAACUUCAUGUGAAUGUUACUUUUAUGCUAUGUAUCAUAAAUCUUCUAAACCGUCAAGUCAUGUAAUGUCGAUGUUAACUUUCGUUGAAAUACAAUUAAUUUUUUACUAUUAUCUUGGCUUACUAAGUUAGUGGCGUAAAAUGUUCAAGUCACUUUGAAAAUCCUUUAAGGCAAAGGGCUGCAUCUUUUUUUUUUCGGAAAAGAUCCCGUAACCUAUCAACGUUAGUUGAUCUCUGUAUACGGGUGCUUAGCUACUCCGGUUUAUUACCAUCUGCGUGUUUUAAAACCAUUACAGAAACCAUCAAUGGAAGCCAACAAAAUCAUUUAAUGGCUUCGACUUUUGGCGCAAAACAACGCACAAGAUGGAAUGUACUAAAAUAAGCCCAACAGAGUAAGUUCGCACAACUUUCGAAGCAUGACGCUUGAAAUUCGAAAUCCAUUGGCCAAACUUUGGAGAACUGUCGUUUGGGCAGGUACUGUUAUAUCCUGGAUUGGAUGAAGAAACGCUCCCCGGGGACAUGCGCCCAUCGUCGUCAAUUGAAGAACACCAGUUCGAAACCUUAUCACGGCCUAAUGUUAUGCACAAACCUAUGCUGUCGAGCCAGUGGACAAGGAGAAUGUUUACAGACAAAUGAAAGCCGUCAUUUUAAAGAAUGGCACCAAGAUCACUCUUCCUAAAAAAAAAAAGUCACUUGGGUUUCCCGUGAUGCACACACUGAGAAUCAAAUCCGGAGUAUCAAGUCCGGAAUAAAUUAGAUUGGCCUACGCCUACCGUGGAUCUAGACGUGAGAGGAGAGACUCGGGCCAGUUAUAUGAUCCAGCAGUGGAAAGGUGGUUCGUUAAAGAGCUUGAGACCUCAGUAACGGAUGUUCCAGAAGGUGGCAGCGUUGAAGAACAAUCGACAGCCAUCAGAAAUGCCUCUAUUGAGAAUAGUGAGAAAAACCUCGGUGCGCUACGCCCUAAGAAAAAUAAGGGGAUCAUGGGUGAAAUCAGGUGUAACUAUAGUCAAAGUCAAUAAACAUUUUAUCUUCCGCUAUCCAAUAAGCCUCCUCCACCAGAACGAAAGCCGCUUCCAGUGGUUUCAUUGUAUGGCAGAUUCGCCAACGGGGGUCAGGGCGCUUCCAUUGCAGCAA